CUACAAGAAGACCUUGCAAAAAACAAAGAAAGAGAUGUUAGAAAUAAUGCUAAAACACUAGAUACAUUACUUCUUAAUGAUGAUGAUUUGUUAGGAAUUCAGGAGUUGGUUGAAUUAUUAGAUCUAUUUGCACUACAACUAUAG
Messenger RNA from Racocetra fulgida, 144 nucleotides. NCBI's taxonomy places the organism in Eukaryota, Fungi, Glomeromycota, Glomeromycetes, Diversisporales, Gigasporaceae. The record is from the annotation of a GenBank genome assembly.